Molecule: messenger RNA, 1388 nt
Organism: Vitis vinifera (wine grape)
Lineage: Eukaryota; Viridiplantae; Streptophyta; Magnoliopsida; Vitales; Vitaceae
Product: protein RETARDED ROOT GROWTH, mitochondrial
Exons: 7
Coding region: 129-1253 (374 amino acids)
Source: RefSeq, a predicted model, not a curated record
AAAUAAAUUGAAAAAACCUUGACGCAAAAGAAAAUGAAACGUUAGGCGGUUGAUGAUGGUUGGAAAAUGAAACAGGAAUCGACGAUUGGAAAACAAACUGGGAGGAGGUGAAUCGCUGCUUGGAGUGAAUGGGGAGAUGGAGAUGUUCCAUUCUCCUUGGAACCCUCCUCACCAGCACGUCCAAAUAUCCUACUCCUUACUUCUGCCGCCCUUUCACUCCUCUUCGCUACCUCCCAUUUCCUUCAAAUCCCAUUUCACGCUUCUUCAGAUUCUUCCCGUUUUCGGCACUCCCAUCUCCGGCCUCCGUGUACGCCAAUGACUUUGUUUCCGGGUCUCAUGAUUUUCCUCACGACUACAUCUUCCAACCCAGGGAGGACGAUGGAUCGGAAAAAAUCCCUGUUAAGGCCUUCUUCCUUUGCACUAGUAUUGAUUUAAGGAGCAUGCAAGCUGAGCAUUGGAGCAAUAUUGUUCCUCCUUCCUCUCGUUCAGCAAAUUAUAUUGUUCUCAGAUAUUACGAUUUCCCUUCAGAAAUCACUGGCAUUGGAGGUGAAGAUAAUGUGGGCUGCUGUCAUUAUAUGGUUGUAUUCCAAUAUGGAUCUGCUGUCCUAUUUAACAUUGUGGACAAUGAAGUUGAAGCUUAUCUGAAAAUCGUUAGAAGAUAUGCUUCUGGAUUGCUACCUGAGAUGAGGAAAGAUGAUUAUGCUGUAAAACAAAAUCCAGUCUUGGCUGAGGAUAUGCAGGGAGGUACUGACUACAUUGUUCUUAAAAAUCUGGACAUUGAUGGUAUCCGCAUUAUUGGACGUGUGCUUGGCCAAAGUAUUGCUCUGGAUUAUUUUGUUUCACAGAUUGAUGGUAUGGUUGAAGAAUUUACAGAUAUAAAUCGUGGAAUGGAGAAAACUGGAACUUUCACAAUGGAUAGGAGGAAGCUCUUCCAACUUGUUGGAAAAGCCAAUUCAAACCUAGCCGAUGUCAUUCUCAAAGUUGGACUCUUUGAGAGAUCAGAAAUUGCUUGGAGAGAUGCAAAAUAUGCCCAAAUAUUUGAGUACUUAUGGGAGGAGUAUGAAGUCACACAACGUUUUGGGAACCUUGAUUUCAAAUUAAAAUUUGUUGAGCACAACAUUCAUUUUCUUCAAGAAGUUCUCCAAAAUAGGAGGUCAAAUCUCCUGGAGUGGUGCAUCAUUUACUUGAUAUUUAUUGAAAAUGUAAUCUCAAUAUAUGAGAUUAUUCAUGAACCAACAGCAGUUUCUUUGUGAUCCAACAAGCAGAUAUGCAAAUUUUUUGUGAUCCAACAAGCACAUAUGCAGUUCAAAUUAUUCUUUGUGAUACAACCAAAUAAAGUUACUGUAUCAAAACUGACUAAUUUAUGAUAGCAAAACAGUUUGUCAUUA